Messenger RNA from Schistosoma turkestanicum, 2145 nucleotides. NCBI's taxonomy places the organism in Eukaryota, Metazoa, Platyhelminthes, Trematoda, Strigeidida, Schistosomatidae. The record is from the annotation of a GenBank genome assembly.
UCGAAACUCUGAAGCGUUGUUUUCAACCAUUGGCUGCGUAAAGCAUACCUUGUCUUGAUCUCAUUCUAGAUUUAUUUCUGGUUGCUGUUUAUUAAUUUCUCUGCUGAAUUUAAGUGCAUUCUAUGUGCUUACUGAGUCAUCGACUCACCGUUGUCUCUUGAUUUUUUUCUUCUGAUAACUUCAUACUCCUAGCAUACAAGAUACCUUCUGGCUAAAACCAACCUUACAUCAGGCUGAAGUUACCUCUGUAUCACGGUGAGAGGUCAUCGAGUUAUACUCUUCAAGUUCCGCUUCCAAAUUAUCUGAAGCUGAAGCCUGCGUUGUCAUUGGUUAAUACUUGUUAUACCGUGCAAAACUUAUUUAGAGACUUCCACUUGUUAUUGGUUUCCGACGAAACAUCUUGUUCAAAAAAUGACAACUUUUCUGGUCUGGUUGUUGGCUGUAUUUCUUAUUAUUCCCGCAAUGAAAUGGCUUAUUCAUCAUCGAAGACACGUUAUGCGCCGUAAUUUAAUGAAGAAAUACAGUGUUCCAGUUAAUCACAAGAUUGUUGCGUUCUUUCAUCCUUAUUGUAAUUGUGGAGGUGGAGGUGAACGUGUUCUUUGGACUGCAGUUAAGUGUAUGUUGGAAAAAUAUAAAAACAUUAUAAUCAUAAUUUAUACCAAUGAUGCAGAAUGCCUUUCAAAUCCUGACAAAGUCUUCAGUAACAUCCGAAAAACAUUUGGAAUAUACUUUAGCAAACCGUUUGAUUCUUCUGCUAUACAUUUUGUACCAUUGAAAUCACAAAUAUUACUAACUCCAAGGUUAUACCGUUUAUUCACUCUAGCCGGUCAGGCUUUUGGUUCAGUUCUAGUUGGAUUAGAAGCCAUAUUUAGAUGCCCUCCAGAUGUAUAUGUUGACACUACUGGGUUCUCCUUUACCAUGCCCCUAACCAAAUGGUUAGGUAAUUCACUGACAGCAGCUUACGUACAUUAUCCAACUAUAUCAUCUGACAUGUUGCAACGUGUAUCGUCUUCGUUGUCCUCAAAAAAUAUCAAUGAAGUAGUUCUAACUUACAAUAAUGCUGAUUGGAUUAGAAAUAAUAAAAUUCUUUCCAGUGUAAAGAUUUUAUACUAUAAACUUUUUAUCAAAGCAUACGAGUUCUCUGGUUCAAGUAUAAAUGUCGAUGUUGCAAUGACGAAUUCGUCUUGGACUCAAAAACAUAUUCAAUCACUGUGGGGUGGCAGGCCUGUUGUACUAUAUCCCCCAUGUCCCAUCGAAGAUUUGGAAGGAAGAUUAGUUAGUAAUCAACGGUCUAAAUGGAUCUUGUCUGUUGGUCAGUUUAGGCCGGAAAAAAAUCACAAGCUUCAGUUGGACGCUUUCCAUCACUUCCUUGAACGUCAUAAGUCAACAAAGAACAAUGAACAACAUCAGUUCAAACUUCUUUUAAUAGGUGGCUGCCGGGAUGAUAAGGAUUUCGCCCUUGUAUCAGAACUCAAAGACCAUGCUGCUUCACUAAAACUUGAAGAUGCUGUAGAGUUCCACAUUAAUUUGCCUUAUCAGGAAUUAAAAAGCUAUUUUGGACGUUGUUCUAUUAAUUUGCACACUAUGGUGGAUGAACACUUUGGAAUUAGUAUUGUGGAAGGCAUGGCCUCAGGUCUUAUCACAGUUGCUCAUAGAUCUGGUGGUCCGCUUACUGAUAUCAUUGGACCAUCGGAAACUAGCUUAUCUUGCAAUCAGUUAGAAAAUUCAGGUGUUGGAUUUCUUGCAUCUACAGUUGAUGAAUAUGCAAGUAUUUUUGAGUUGGUAUUGCUAAAAAUGUCCGAAUCACAAAUUGAUGCUAUACGAAAGAAUGCUGCUAAGUGGGUACGCGACAAAUUUUCUGAGGAUUGUUUCAACAGAGGUUGGAUUGAUCAAAUGAAUGCAUUCGGUUUGGAGUCGAUUUCACCGUGAUAAGCGAAACCGACCAUGAGUCUACUGUGAUAACAUUUUUAAGGAUUCCCUUACACACCAAAUUGUGUUUGCUCUUUUAUAACAUUCAUUGGUUCCGUACCGAAUAUUGUUUAAUUACAGUGUAUUUUUGAUUCAUGCAAAUGAUAUUUAUGUGAAUAAAAUAUCUCAUACUGACUAAAGUAUUCAUUUUUAUUGAUAUGGUCUACGUUAUCAGCC